This is a messenger RNA of Solanum pennellii, 3481 nucleotides long. RefSeq names its product receptor kinase-like protein Xa21. The record is from RefSeq and is a predicted model, not a curated record. The coding region runs from base 757 to 3408 and encodes 883 amino acids. Gene Ontology annotation, molecular function: ATP binding; protein kinase activity; protein binding. Lineage: Eukaryota; Viridiplantae; Streptophyta; Magnoliopsida; Solanales; Solanaceae. The transcript has 4 exons. Gene Ontology annotation, biological process: protein phosphorylation.
UUAGUGGAAAAAUCCCAGAUGAAAUUGGAUAUAUAACCAAGCUCAAGACGUUAUAUUUGGGGAUAAACAAUUUCAUAGGUAUCAUAUUAUAUUUAUUCAAGUUAUAUACUAGUCAACACUCUUAUUAUAUAAAGAUGACUGUUGGAAUUGCAUGUUCAAAGAAUUAUUUUUCUCCGAAUAGUUGUGUUUUAAAAGAUAGGGGCAGAGCCAGGAAGGGCCAAACUAUAUAUAGUAAUGUUGGACCCUUUGGCUUCUUCAUGUGUUUACUUCUUCAUAUUUUGAACCCCCUUUCUGAAAAUAGGGUCGGGGUUUAUAUUACUUAAUGACGGAGAUUUCAGUUAAAACCAUCAGUUUUCUGUUUCUUACAAGUUCAUAUGUGUAACAACUUCAACUCAUCGAGGAUAUGACCUUAGAUAAGAGGUUGUUGAGUAGAUGGAUUAGAGUAGAACGUUAGUAGGUAGGAGUGCAUUGUCUUGAUGUCAGUCCAUACUAGUAGUCGUAGUAUUACUCCUUAAUGAGUAUCUGUUGUUUCUUGUACUUCAACUAUCGUAAUAGUAUUUUGUUGUAGUACUGUUCUGUUACUAUCUAUCUGAUGUUUUUUGUACUUCCGUUACUUCUUUUUCUGGACUACUGCUGUCUGCUGCUUUGGACUGUUUUCUUCUUGAGUUGAGGGUAUUAUCGGAAACAAUCUAUCUGCCUCUGAGGUAGGAGUAAGGUGGAAUUCCUGAAUAUUUAGGCAAUCUUACAUAUUUGGAGAUGCUAAGCCUAAGAGGUGGUUCACUAACAGGUCGAAUUCCACAAGCUCUAUUCAACAUGUCCAGCUUAAAGCAACUCGAUCUUUCAAACAACAGUUUGUCCGGGAGCCUACCAUCCGUGAGCAGUCAAUGUAAUCUUCCUCACAUAACUGGUGAAAUCUCAGAAAACACAUUCAGAUGCAAACGCCUUGAAGUCAUACAAUUAGCAGACAAUAUGCUUACAGGCAGCAUUUCUAAAGAUAUUCGAAACUUUACUUUCCUUCAGAUUCUAAAUUUAGCAGAAAACAACUUUACAGGGAGAUUACCAGCUGAGGUAGGUAGCAUAAAUCUGAAGAAACUUAACGUCCACGGAAAUCACUUGUCAGGUGUCAUUCCAUCUGAAGUAUUCAACAUAUCGACGUUGCAGAUUCUAGACUUAAACAGAAACAGGCUCACAGGAACUCUUCCCUCAGGCUUAGGCCUUCAGUUUCCAAAUCUGCAAGAGCUUUAUUUAGGUGAGAAUGAACUUACAGGAUCAAUCCCAAGCUCUAUCUCAAAUGCUUCACAGCUUGCUACUAUAUACAUGUCCCUCAACUCGUUCACUGGCUCGAUACCCAACCUUGGCAAUUUAAGACUUUUGAAGAGGCUAUUUCUAGCAGAGAAUAACCUUACAGAGGGAACUUCCAAAGGAGAACUAAAAUUCUUGUCCUAUUUAACAAAUUGUAGACAUUUGGAAACCGUAGACGUGUCUUUAAAUCAGUUAAAUGGUGUCCUUCCAAGUUCAUUAGGGAAUCUCUCUGCUAGCCUUCAAAUUUUCUCAGCAUUUGGUAGCAAAAUCAAGGGGACCAUACCUGUGGGAGUUGGAAACUUGACAAGCUUGACCGGUAUGUACUUGGAUAGCAAUGAGUUGACUGGAGUUAUCCCGAAUACAAUUGGAAAGUUGAGAAAUCUCGAACGUAUAUAUCUGGAAUACAAUAGACUGGAAGGGCAUCUCCCAACUGAUAUUUGCCAGUUGAGUAAGCUGGGGGAUAUCUACAUAAGUCACAACAUGAUCCGUGGAGCCAUACCAGCAUGUUUUGGUGAACUCAAAUCACUACAGAGAGUUUUCUUGGAUUCAAACAAUUUGACAUCUACCAUUCCAUUGAACUUUUGGAACCUGAAUGGCCUUGUAGGUUUGAACUUAUCCACAAACUCUUUCAAAGGCUAUUUACCAUCAGAGAUCUCUAAUCUGAAGGUUGCAACAAACGUUGACUUAUCGUGGAAUCAAUUUUCAGGAGAUAUCCCCAGCAAAAUAGGAAGUGCACAAUCAAUAGUUUACCUUUCUUUGGCACAAAACCGAUUGCAAGGUCCUAUUCCUGAAUCUUUGAGUAACUUGAUAAGCUUAGAGACAUUAGAUUUGUCGUCCAACAAUUUGUCCGGAAUGAUUCCAAAGUCUCUCGAGGCAUUGAGGUAUCUCCGAUACUUCAAUGUCUCUGUGAAUGAAUUGGAAGGAGAAAUUCCAUCAGGUGGAUGUUUUUCAAAUUUCAGUGCUGAAUCUUUUAGGCAAAAUCAUGAGCUAUGUGGAGUAGCUCGGCUACAUGUUCUGCCCUGCCGGACAAAACAUUCCAAGUCAAAAACUGUUUCGUCUUUGAUUAAAUAUGUUGUUCCUCCUCUCUUGUCAACAAUUCUCAUGGUGACUGUUGUACUUAUAUUGAUAAGAAAACGGAACCAACACGUAAAGAUGAAGAUGGAGGAAUCACAGCUUGCUGCAAUUCUUUCACCUAUUGCAUACUUGAGAAAUGUUUCAUAUCUUGAACUUGUAAGAGCUACGCAUUCUUUUUCUGAAUCCAAUCUACUAGGAAAGGGAAGUUACGGUUCAGUUUAUCGAGGGGAACUCAACGAUGGAACAGAUGUAGCUGUAAAAGUUUUUAACACACUGACAGAAGAAUCAACCAAGAGUUUCUAUGCUGAAUGUAAGAUAUUGAGCAACAUCCGUCACCGGAACCUUACAAAGAUCCUCAGUUGUUGUAGUACCACAGACUUCAAAGCUCUUGUAUUAGAUUACAUGCCAAAUGGUAAUCUUGAAAAGUGGCUAUAUUCUCAAGAUUGUUGUUUAAGUAUGCUUCAAAGAUUGAACAUAGCAAUAGAUAUUGCUUCAGCUUUAGAAUAUCUGCAUUGUGGUCUAACAACUCCUAUUGUACACUGUGACUUGAAGCCUAACAAUAUCCUGUUAGAUGAAGAUAUGACUGCACAUCUUUGCGAUUUCGGGAUCGCAAAAAUUUUUGAGCAAGACAUGGAUAUGGCUCAAACCAAGACACUAGCCACCAUUGGAUAUAUGGCACCAGAGUAUGGAACUCAUGGGAUAGUUUCAACAAGUGGAGAUAUCUACAGCUAUGGCAUUAUAUUGUUGGAAAUGUUUACAGGAAAAAAACCAACUGAUGAUAUGUUCGGGGAGACAAUGAACUUGAAAUGUUUCGUGGGCGAAAGCUUACGUAGAAAAUCUUUAAUGGAAGUUGUGGAUUCUGAUUUGAUUAGAGAUGUUCAACAGUUCUCUGAAGUAAUACAACAGUUUGUGUCAUCUAUUUUUUGUUUGGGAUUGGAAUGUCUAAAAGAUUGUCCUGAAGACAGAAUGAGCAUUAGUAAUGUUGUGGAUAGCCUUAGAAAAGCUAAAAUUGAAUAUUUAGCAAUUAGAUAAAAGGUAGAAGAAAAAGUGGUGUAAAUUUUUAUGAUUGUGAAAAAUGUUGUAAAUAUUUUGUUUUGUUUUAGUA